This is a messenger RNA of Dacryopinax primogenitus, 3944 nucleotides long. RefSeq names its product P-loop containing nucleoside triphosphate hydrolase protein. The transcript has 28 exons. Bases 22 to 2499 code for a protein of 825 amino acids. Gene Ontology annotation, molecular function: nucleic acid binding; ATP binding. The record is from RefSeq and is a predicted model, not a curated record. Lineage: Eukaryota; Fungi; Basidiomycota; Dacrymycetes; Dacrymycetales; Dacrymycetaceae.
ACAGCCGAUAUCUACCGGAGUAUGUUUAAAUUUGGCGUAUUCAAUGCGAUGCAGUCCAAGUGCUUUGAAUCUCAUUGCGCAGCGCCAACUGGGAGUGGGAAGACCGUAGUGUUUGAAUUGACGAUUAUUCGUCAGCUCAUGGAAGGAAAUUGCGAUGCCAAGUGCGUGUACAUGGCCCCCACGAAGGCUUUAUGCUCCGAACGGUUCCGCGACUGGACUGCGAAAUUUCAAGGGGUGGGAAUCACGUGUUGCGAACUUACUGGCGACACCUACGAAACGGGUAGGGCAGCCUGGAAUAAGGCAAAGAAUAGCAUGAUCAUUAUAACCACGCCUGAGAAAUGGGACUCUCUAACACGCAACUGGAGCGACAAUAGCAUAAUUUUAGCCCAGAUGAAACUCUUCCUUGUUGAUGAGGUGCAUAUACUUAACGAAAAUCGUGGGAGCACUUUAGAGGUAUGCCUGGCUCGUAUGCGGCUACGCGGUUCCAGUGUACGCUUCGUGCUUGUUUCUGCAACCGUUCCCAAUGUGGAAGAUAUUGCUGCAUGGAUUGGAGAUGCCAGCACGGGUGGAACCACUGGUUCUGCCACAGUUCUUAAGUUCGGCGAAGAAUUUCGACCUUGCCCCAUCACGAGACUUGUGCACGGUUUCGUACGCAAGCCUAACAACAACGACUUUCAGUUCAAUGCAACGUUGGACUUCAAGAUUUUCAGCAUCCUUCAAGAAAAAAUCCAAGACAAGCCGGCUCUGAUCUUCUGCGCGACCAGAAAAGGUGUUUUUUCCACUGCCGAACAGAUCGCCAAAGAAUAUAAAGCUUUGUUGGAUUCAAACUCGGCCGUCCCUUGGCCGGCGCCGAAGCAUGUCGACGUGCACUUCUUUGAUAAGGCCUUAUACGAACUUGCCCUAUGCGGCAUAGGCGUCCAUCAUGCUGGGAUCCAUGUAUCGGAUAGGCGGACCAUCGAGGAGCUGUUCAUCCGAAAGCAGUUGCGUGUCGUAGUGGCGACCUCGACACUCGCAGUUGGCGUGAACUUCCCCGCUCACACGGUAGUGAUCAAGGGUACUAAACAGUGGACUGACAAGGGCUGGGCCGAGUAUUCGGAUCUUGAUGUCAUGCAGAUGAUGGGAAGAGCGGGUCGGCCCCAGUUCGAUAAAGAGGGUUUGGCGAUUAUUAUGACGGAAUCUUCCCACGUAGCUCGAUACAACGCUCUUGCAUCCGGCAGAACGCUGCUCGAAAGCUCUCUCCAUCUAAAUCUCACUGAACACAUUAACUCGGAGAUCAGGCUGGGGACGAUCUCGAGUACCGACAGUGCGAAAGAGUGGUUACACAGCUCGUUCUUAUUUCAACGGAUACGAAAGAACCCUCGUCAUUACAGCAUGGGAAAAGAUGAAAAGCAGUCUUGGGAAGCGCGGCUGGACGAUCUUGUCGAUGACUCUAUCAAGAAACUGGAAGAUGCUGAGCUAAUCAACGUAAAUGAAGGUGGACGCGACAUAUCUGCGACAGAAUAUGGAGAAAUAAUGAGUCGGUAUUACAUUCGUUUUCCAACGAUGUGCCUCAUUCUGAAUCUUCCAGCGAGGGCUGGUCUACGUGAAAUGUUGGAAAUGAUUUCCAACGCAACAGAGUUUCAAGACGUUCGCAUUCGUAGUGGAGAACGCACUAUGCUGGAGGGCCUGAAAGGCGAAAGCAAUAUCCGAUUCCCACCGCAACGGAUCAUGAAGCCUUCCGACAAGGUCUUUCUAAUGAUACAGGCCGUUCUAGGUGGCGUGAACUUGAAUAGUCCGGACUAUAAGGCACCCGACGCACAAGCUCCACAUUUGGAAGCAACCUCUAUGUUCAAGCACGCGCCCAAACUCGCGAAGGCUAUCGCCGACGUAGGCACAAUCAAGAAUAACGGCCAUUACAUCAAGUACGGAAUGGAUCUAAUGCGAAGUUUAAACGCUAGAACGUGGGAAGAUCGGAUAGGAGUCUUGAGGCAGAUCGAUCAGAUCGGAGACAAAUCUCUACUCAUACUGCAAAACGGUGGAAUCAAAGACAUACAGUCCUUGCGCAAAGCAACUCCAGAAAGGCUGGAACUGCUCUUGGGCCGUCAUGCGCCAUUCGGUCGAGACGUCUUGAAAUCGGUGAAGACCCUUCCGGAUUAUUCGCUGUCCGUUGAAGAGACCUCGAUCGACCCAUCAAAAGACAAUCGGCCGGUAUGUGCUAGGUUGCAUAUCUCCAUAAGCGUUGUCUGCGAAAUUGGAAGGAAGAAGAAAGGAAAAUCAUUACAUCUUGGUGCAACUUCGAUUUUGACGUGGACAUCGGACCUGGAGGUUGUGGACUUCCGUAGAAUACCAACUAAAGUGCUUGUGGAAGAAAGCAAGGACUAUCACGUUGAGGCAAUGCUUACGAAGCCAAGUCAAUCCGUCAUGAUAUCCAUCAGCGGGGUAAGCGGCCCAUUCAUGACAACUACCCAUCAAUGUGACUUGAUCUGGGCCCGCAGGACAACUUUGCAGGACUCACGGUGACUAAAGAAUACAAACCGGCAUUGGCUCCCAAUCAGUAUCCGACUAUGCUGACUCGACCGACGUUCGGCGCUAGGCAAGGGUCAUCGGAAGAUGAGUUGCCCGCGAAAUGCAUCGAGCGCUCGGACGUAAAUCAGGGAGCAUUCUGGGAAGAGCAUCAAAUCGCCAAAGAUGACGACUUCCUGGACUUAACAGGGCACGAUGAUCAAGAUAUCAAUACCGCCUUCGCUAAGGUAAAAACCGGCACAUGGACUACAAAGGCAACCCCCCCUCAGCAGCACACCCUGGAAGGCAACUCUCUAUGCAACCAUAAGUGCAAGGACAAACGCCGUUGUCGACAUUUGUGCUGUCAAGAAGGUAUACCAGCAAGACCUAUCAAGAAUCUAGACAUGCGAGUUUCGAUCGAAUCACAUACGACAAUGACGACGACGGGUUCCAGACUGAAUCGUAUUCCCUCAAGGAGAACCAGCAAGGAAUCUACCGCCCAGGACAACCUGGAUUCCCCCGCACUUUCCCCGGCGAAUCUAGGAACUGCUAGAAAGGCGAAAGUGAAUGUGCUGUCUCCGGCUCCUGCAACUACGCGACGGAACGCUAGGUCCUUUGUGAUCAAGCCUGUUUCUGCUAAACUUAGAGACGAGCUUUUUUCCGAUAACGACGAACUUCCUUAUGUUGACUCUGUCAUUCAACAAGCCACCGAUUUUAGAAACCAGAAUCAUGACGAUGAUGACGAUGAUGUUCAAGAAAUCUCGUCGAGUCCUCUUGUAUCAUCGCGUCCUCCAGUACCCCUGACACCAUCCCCGAAGGACGGGACCGCCCUUCUGACCUGCAAUCGGAAGCUGCGGGGUCGUGCAUUGGACAGCACAAACGAGUCUCGCCCCGCGAAGCGUCAGAGAAAAUCAUCAGGGCCGAUGCAUGCGGUGCGCUCUGUUGAUACGCCCAAACCUCAUACGGAAACCUCCAACGCAUCAAGGCUCGCUCAGUUCGCCAAUUCCUUGAGGAAGCCAUCUUCCUUCUACGAGCUUCCAGAAGAUCGUCAUACAUAUCGCCUUCCAGACGGAGCAACUACAGAUAAUGGAGUUGUACAACUUGCAGAUACGCCUCUCUUCCUUCCAACAUCGGACGAGGCAAUGGGUGAUGUGUCUAGGUGUACCCAGCUAGUCCAAUCAACCUCGGAUGUUGACAUGCCGACACUACUCGACAGAAUCUGUGAAAUCAUGCCGUCUGAUGAGGAUACCGGUCCUUUUGAUUAUCCUCACGUCAUGGUAGAUGCACUGAAGCACGAGCUACAUCAGGAUGCCGUACCUUUCGAAAAUGGAGCUGCUCUGUUCAUGUCUGACGACAUGAUUGACUAUCUUCCAGAGGACAUGGGAACCCAAACCCACUCCAUGCCUGCUGAUGACUCUGUCGCUGUUCUAUCUACCUCAACACAUGAAUCCACAUAUGACAUC